AUGGAGCACGUCAGCAGUUGCGGGAAGCAGUUGCCUUCUAAGCUGAUCGGCUCAAGUCUACCGCCCUACCACUUGGCAACAGCGGAUCGCCACUUCUUCAAGGCUAUCCAGAUGGACCUCACAGCCGUCAAGAAAGGCCUGCGCCUCCAUGCAGAGGCCGAAGGAAAGUACUGGGCAGCGGAAGUUCUGGCCGUGAACCCGAAGAAGGGCAGACCGGUCAAGGUGCACUUCCUCGGCUACCACACCCAGUACGACGAGUGGCUGCGUGCCGAGCGUCUCCGCUCCAAGGCCAUUGUGCCACUCAAGGAGAAGGAGGUCCCGAAGGCUCCGUUCGGUUCCACCAUGCCGCCCUUUGCGAAGCAGCUCCUCCUGGCUAAGUACCUGGAGUCCGCCAAGGAGUGCACCGACAAGCUCCACUGGGCCCUACUUCACGAAAGCGGCUGCACACGCUACUCGCUGCCUGUUUUCCCGGAAGACAGGGAGUCCGACACCUCCGCAUACCUGGCGGGCAUCCUCAUCCAGGAGAUGAUGUGGCAGCGACGCGCCUCCUCGAGCCUGAUUCUUUGUGGGCCCCCCAAGAUCUGCGCGUUCCUGCAGAAGUGCUACUCGCCUGGAGGAGCUUACGACUUCGACGUGAAGUCCAUGGCCAAAGUCAGCGGCGCACGCUGCAAGCCUUUCGAGGUAAAAUUCGUGAAAGAAGAGUCCGAGUUGCCUGCUGCUUUCGGCACACCCGAGGUCUCCAACAGGGAUGCUGCUUCCUUGCAUUUGGAGCCUGGUUGCAUCGAGACGGUGGUUAUGAAGGAGUCCUCGAAGUCGGAGCAAGCUGCGACCACCCCUUUGGCGGCUGUGACAAAGUUUUCACAGUUGCCCUCCGUCGCGACAUGGAUGGUGCGCAAUCUGAGCACGCCGUGCGGGAAGACGGUUGCAACAGCAUUGCCUGCUCUGGCUGCGACCACCCCUUUGGCGGCUGUGACAAAGUUGGAAGCCUGGCGGGUUUUCACAGUUGCCCUCUGUCGCGACAUGGAUGGUGCGCAAUCCGAGCACGCCGUGCGGGAAGACGGUGGCAACAACAUUGCAAGCUCCGACGCUCCUGACCUCGCCUCCCAGGCAAAAGGCGCAUAG
Molecule: messenger RNA, 1122 nt
Organism: Symbiodinium sp. CCMP2592
Lineage: Eukaryota; Dinophyceae; Suessiales; Symbiodiniaceae
Source: the annotation of a GenBank genome assembly